This is a messenger RNA of Chelonus insularis, 2620 nucleotides long. RefSeq names its product minichromosome maintenance 3 (gene Mcm3). Lineage: Eukaryota; Metazoa; Arthropoda; Insecta; Hymenoptera; Braconidae. The transcript is spliced from 6 exons. Gene Ontology annotation, biological process: mitotic DNA replication initiation; DNA strand elongation involved in DNA replication; double-strand break repair via break-induced replication. Gene Ontology annotation, cellular component: nucleus; MCM complex. Bases 96 to 2528 code for a protein of 810 amino acids. Gene Ontology annotation, molecular function: ATP hydrolysis activity; single-stranded DNA helicase activity; ATP binding. The record is from RefSeq and is a predicted model, not a curated record.
AGUUUAGCGGUUUCGAAGAUUUGUCGUCGUCGGUUUGUGUUUCAAUUGUCGUUUUUAUUAUAAUUAAUCAGUAAAAAAUCAUAUAAAAAUAAAUAAUGGAUACUGAUCAGCGAAUAAAAGAUAUGGAAAGGGAGUACCUUGACUUUCUAGAUGAUGGGGAAGAUCAAGGUAUUUACAGUAAUAUGGUAAAAACUAUGAUUGAUGAAAAUAAAUAUCGACUUUAUGUUAAUAUCAAUGAUUUACGUCGUAAAAAUCCUACUCGUGCCAUGGGGCUAUUGGAAAAUUCAUUUGAAGAACAAAUGGCAUUUCAAAAUGCUCUAAAACAGUAUAUCACUACAAUUGAUACAGAUUACGCAAAAGGAAGUGUUGAAUUUUUUGUGGGUUUUGAAGGAAGUUUUGGUAAUAGACAUGUUACACCGAGAACACUUACUUCUAGAUUCUUGUCCAAUCUUGUUUGUGUUGAAGGGAUUGUCACAAAAUGCUCAUUGGUUAGACCAAAGAUUGUGAGGAGUGUACACUACUGUAACGCUACAAAAUCUAUUAUGGAAAGAGCUUAUACAGACUUGACUUCAUUUGAUGCAUUUCCAGGAUCAUCAGUUUAUCCAACUACUGAUGCUGAUGGUAAUCCAUUAGAAACUGAGUUUGGAUUGUCUACUUACAAAGAUCAUCAAACAAUUUCUAUUCAAGAAAUGCCAGAGAAAGCACCAGCCGGACAGUUACCAAGAAGUGUAGACAUUAUUUGUGACAAUGAUUUGGUUGAUUUAUGCAAGCCUGGUGAUAGAGUUCAAAUUGUCGGUAAUUACAGAUGUCUUCCUGGAAAACAGAAUGGCUACACAAAUGGAACUUUUAGAACCGUAUUAAUUGCAAAUAAUAUUACUCAACUCAGUAAAGAAGCAACGUUAGAUAUUUCACAUGACGAUGUAGCGAUGUGUAAAAAAUUAGCCAAACAUAAUCCACGAAAAAAUAUUUUCGAACUUCUUAGCAGAUCACUUGCACCUUCAAUUCAUGGACAUGAAUACAUAAAAAAAGCUAUAUUAUGUCUUCUUCUUGGAGGUGUAGAGAAAAUUCUUCCGAAUGGAACAAGAUUAAGGGGAGAUAUAAACAUUUUAUUGAUAGGAGAUCCAUCAGUUGCAAAAUCUCAAUUACUACGUUAUGUAUUAUGUACUGCACCUAGAGCUAUUCCAACAACAGGUCGAGGAUCUUCAGGUGUUGGUUUGACAGCAGCAGUGACAGCCGAUCAAGAAACCGGUGAAAGAAGAUUAGAAGCUGGUGCUAUGGUUUUAGCAGAUCGUGGUGUUAUUUGUAUAGAUGAAUUUGAUAAAAUGUCAGAUAUUGAUAGAACAGCAAUUCAUGAAGUUAUGGAACAGGGAAGAGUAACUAUUGCUAAAGCUGGAAUCCAUGCUAGUUUGAACGCUCGUUGCUCCGUUCUAGCAGCUGCUAAUCCUGUUUAUGGAAGAUAUGAUCAGUAUAAAACUCCUAUGGAAAAUAUUGGUCUUCAAGAUUCACUACUUUCUCGUUUUGAUUUAUUGUUUGUUAUUUUAGAUAUUGUUGAUCCAGAUAUUGAUCACAUUAUUAGUGAUCACGUCGUUAGAAUACACCGAUAUCGAAGUCCAAAUGAGCAAGAUGGUGAAGCAUUGCCAUUAAAUACUAAUUUGGAUAUGCUUACAACUAAAAAUCCAGAUGUAGUUGAAGCAGAGGAAUCUGAAAAUCCAAUUUAUGAAAAAUACGAUCCUUUACUUCAUGGUCAAUCUCGUUCUAAAACUGAACAAAUUUUGAGUAUUAAUUUUAUGAGAAAGUAUAUUCAUAUUGCUAAAUGCAUGAAGCCAAAAUUAACAGAAGAAGCCAGUAAAACUAUUUCUGAUGAAUACUCACGUCUUAGAUCUGAAGAUAUGAUGGAAUCGGAUGUAGCAAGAACUCAACCAAUAACUGCUCGUACAUUAGAAACUCUUAUUCGAUUGUCAACGGCUCAUGCAAAAGCUCGAUUGUCUAAAAAUGUUACAGUGGAAGAUGCAUAUGCAGCAAUUGAAUUAGUACAAUAUGCAUAUUUCAAACGAGUACUUGAGAAAGAAAAGAAGAAACGUCGAAGGAAUGAAAGUGAAGCAAGUACUGAUGGAGAAAUUGAAGAUCAAAAUAGAAAGAAGAAACGAAGUAAAAAAGAUAGCCAAGAAGAAACUAAUGAUCCUUAUGAGUAUGAUAGUGAUAAUGAUGAGCAUAUUGAUGAAGCGGUUCGCAGAGUAACUCGUUCACAAAUGUCAACUAUUGAAGAAACGCCAAUAGAAGAUACCCCAAUGGAAGUAGACUCUACACCAACUGAAAUAUCGGAAGAUAGAUUUAAAUUAUUCCGCUCCUCACUUCAUAAACUUUUUCAGCAUCAACGUGUUCAGUCAUUAUCUCUUGAAAAAGUUUGUGAGUUUGUAAAGAAACAACAUAGUCCUGAAUUUUCUUUGGGAGAAAUUUUAGCAGCAUUACAUCGAAUGACUGACGCAAAUCAAGUAAUGCUUGCAGAUAAUCAAGUAUUUCUUAUUUAAAUAAUUUUCAUGCUUUUUAAUAUUUGAUAUUUUUUUUUGUAUUCAUUAUUAGUAUUAUAAUUAUUUUUAUAUCUAUAUGACUAAUGGAAGGA